Monascus purpureus is the source of this 2501-nucleotide messenger RNA. The record is from the annotation of a GenBank genome assembly. Lineage: Eukaryota; Fungi; Ascomycota; Eurotiomycetes; Eurotiales; Aspergillaceae.
CUAAGUUUGACCGCACCUUCGAUGACCGUCUGGAUGACUACACGCUUGAUUUCGACAAAUUGUCCAACCUGCAGUCUGAUGUAGAUGAUGAUAGGGAUACGGGCUUUCUUUCGGAUUUGAAGUCAUCGCGGGAGGAUAAGACAUUGUCGGAUGUUGGUGGUCCAGAUGAUUUUACGGCAAACAUGGACAAGUAUCUGUUUGGUGAGGUGGGUCCGAUUGGGAAGCACUCGGCUGUUGAUAAAGAUGAAGAGAACGGGAAAGUGACGGCGAAUAAUACCCAGGAACACAGUUCCUCUAAACCAUCACAGGAUCAACCUGCUGCCGGAGAUGAAGCAGAGUUGGGGGAAUAUAGUGAGUUUGGUCCGCCGAUUGACAUGUCUACUCCGUCGCAUCUAUUGCGCAGAGACGGUGUGCUAGCGAAGGGCGAGGCACGGCUGGAGGAAAUCGAAGAGGACCCUACGGAUAGCAUGGGCAAGGCUGCAUCUCAAUCCUUCAAAAGGCGGAAUUCUGCUUUUGGUAAUGCCAGGGUCGAUGAGACGGAUGAUGACCUACGUCGACAGAUUGCCGAUUUGCAACAAGCAUUAAAAGAUCGAGAUGAGCAGCUUGAACUAAGUCGCCAGCAGGCAUCCUCGUCGGCGGAGCAAAUUAGACAACUCCGGGUGGAGUUACGAAACAAAUCGACCUUGCUGGAAGAACUACGCUCAAGGAACAGUGAAGAGAUUCUACUACGGGAGCAGAUUCAAUUUCUGCAGAAGCAAUGCGACGAGAAAGAGUCAAUCUUGCAAAAGUCGACGCUGGGUGUGUCCGAAGUCAAUUCUCUCAGGGAACAGAUAGCCGAUGUCCAGAAACACAUACAGGAAAUGCAAAAGCAACUGGAGACCCAACAUGGCGAUAUACAGAAACAAUUGCAAAGCCAACGUACACUUUCCAACUCGGACGCGGAAAGUUCAGAGGUCGCCGCAUCUCUCCGCCAGCAGUUAAGUUCGACCCAAGAUCUGUUGAAAAAAAGGGAUGGCAUCCUAGAAGAGACCGUUGCGAAGCUAAAGGAGGUCACCGCGGCAAAGGAGCAACAGUUACAAGAGAAAAACAGCGACAUCGAUGAUCUGAAAGCGCAGAUUGAGGACCAACUUCUAGAUAUUGAGCGACUGGAGACGGACAUCGAACAAGCAAAUACAGAUUAUCGGGAUCUGGAGAAGAGAAUCCUGACCCUGGAAAACAAGCACCGCCCGCUAGAGGAGAGGAAUAUGAGCUUGGAGGCAGAGAUGGCCGCUCAACAGAACGCCCUCAAAGCCGUCGCUGCCGAUCUCCCAAUCCAAACCGGCGGAAACACAUAUGCGGAAAUCCUGGAUUUGAUCAAAGACCUAUGGCAGUCAGACCCAUCUCAUACAACACAAUUGCAUCCGACAGAGACAGAGCUGCGCCAGUCGCGACAGGAUCUCGUACAACUGAAGGUGGAACUUGAAGAGGCCAACUCUACCAAGUCGGCUGCAGAUGCAGAGUUAGCUCGUUUUAAAGAGCAAGCAAGCGAAACACAAGCUCUCAUUGACACUGUCGAGAGGGAAAAUUCCCGCUUAACCACCCGCGUCGACGAGUUGAAUUCGAGCUUGGAAAAGCUUCAGCUCGAGCAUGCAGAAGCCAUGAACAAGCUCAAACAUCUCCAGGAAGAGAAAAGAAGCACACAACAACAGCCGAGCCCUCCGCCAUCACCUCCCCAGCAGACUACUCAAAUUGCCGCAGUCCUGGAAGAAUCUCACCGGGCACAAUUAAGAAGCCUUGAAAAUGCCCACGCCACGACUAUCUCUGAACUCCGCGCUUCCCACGCAGACGUAACUCACAGGCUCCAGGACCGGCUCAUAGCAGCAGAGAAGCGUGGAUCGGUUCUGGAAACUCAAUUGGAGGCCCUUCGUUCCUCAGCCACUGCACAAGAAGCGCAAUUGCAGGCUCUCAAUGAAGAAAUCAAGAGGCUUGAGUCAGUUAUUGCAGUGAAGGACGAGGCGGCAGCCGCGGUAGACCAGCGCAUUGCAUGGUCUGUAGAGAAGCGAGAGAAAGAGUGGCAGCGUCGCGUGGAUCUUCUACUUAGGGAUAGGGAUCGCAUGGGCAAGGCCCUUAUGGUGAGUUGGGCGGAAAAGGAAUCUGGUGAAACUAAGAUGAACAAACUUGGUGAGGGUAAGGAUGCAGAUGGGCUUUACUAUCGGUACAAGUACGCCCAGAAGCAUGACAUGAAGAAGGCUUGAGAGAGUUCUGUACGAGGUUUCUUUUCGUCAUUUUUUGGUUUAGGCGUUCAGCGGUCGGUUUAGGCGCCCGUGGAAUUGGCGCUCAUCUUUCAGUUUCUGGUACACUGGUUAGAAAUGGGAUGGACGAGUGAACUUACGUCCAAUGUAUACACUGGAAUUCUCCUUGGCUGAUUUGGCCCAUAAUCGGUAUCCUUUCACAUCCGCAGGGUUCAGACUCUAGAGCGAAUAUCAAAUCUUUGCCUUAUCCUACUGCCAUGCCAUGCCGGC